AUGCUCCGUCUCGAUUGUUGACACGAAAUGCAUCCACCGAUGUGUCACCACUGUGUGUGACUUACUCACUAACCAACCACACGAAAAGGCACUCGAUCGGAUCGACAAGGUGCACACCACACUCACAAAGCCAGCCUGUCAGUCAGUGCCUUACACAUACACACAUGCGCACACUCGCACACGGCUAUCUAUCCAUGAGAGGUGCUGUGCUGUCUGCACGUCGGUCUCGAUCUUCACAAUGCGUCAAAACAUGGCCGUCAUCUCUGCGAUUAUGGGGUCCUCUAAGGUUGGCUCAGGCAGCUGGGUGCCGAUGACGGCCAGUUCGUCGGCCUUGUCGUUGCCCUCGUUGCCGCUGUGGCCCUUGACGUGCACCAUCUCAAGCAUGCUCAUACCGAAGCCAUUCCGCUCCUGCGUGCAGUGCAGUGCAGUGCACACGGCACACAUACGGAGAGAUGCAACCAGCGGGAAGUAAGGGGGCCGUGCAGUGCAUGUGUGGCUCCACUGAUUGAAUGAAUUGGCCGACCCGUAUGAGCGCAUCGAGAGUCUUGACUAGGUCCUGGUUGCUCACGGGCUGAAGGAGCGACACACAACACAAGACAAGACAAGAGAGGGAAGGAUGAAUGAAUGCGUGGUCGUGUCAGUAUGUUUUGAGUCGAUCUUUCGUGGACGUACGUCUUUGUUGGCGUUCUUCCAUCCGUUGGAGCGCCACCUCUGAAUCCACUCGCUGACACACUUGAUGGUGUACUGGGAGUCCGUGAACAGGCGGACAGGCAGUCCACGAGAAUCCCUGCAACGCAACGCAACGCAACACCCCACCACACACACACACACACACAGGUGCAUUGCUCUGCCUCUUUCUGCGGUCUGUUACUAUCAUUCACUUCACCACCUGCACAGCUCGAGUGCCUUGACGGCCGCGAACAGCUCCGCCCGCUGGUUGGUCUGCUUCCCAUACAUACGACCACAGCAGUUCCUGCACCGCACCGCAACACACCACACACACACAUGUGGUGCCAUCCCUCCCUGAUUGAUGCACGCCUUGCUGCUCAGCUGACUUACUUGUCAUCGCCCUGUCCGAACCACACGCCCCACCCGGCCAUGGCGUUCGGCUUGCCAUUGUUCUCACACGCGCCAUCGCUGUACACCUCUAUCGCAUUGGGACCCGCAGACCCAUGCCUAAGUCCCGUGGUGCUCCCCGCAGCAGCGGCACUGCCACCACCCCCACCGGCCUUGUCGUAUGGCCCCUGUCGGUACUGCUGGCGGUCUGGGCGGAUCGGGCCACCAUGUGACGCAGUCGCACUACCACUGCCACCCCCAUUGCCACCGAACAGACACAGAGGAGCACCGUAUAGCGUCUGCUUGGGUUUGUGUGUCCGGUAUGCGGGCUGUGCGUGUGUACCCACCCGUCACUGGUGCCCAUCCGCCAGUUGGGUCCGGCGUUCUGGUCCAUCCACUUCUCGGCCUCGUCUCGGCUGGUGAAGCUCUUCAUCUUGGCACUCUUGUGCCAGUUGUCAUUCUCGUCCUUGACCAGGUUCUUGCACUCGCCCCACGACGUGUAGAUGCCCACCGCUCCCUCAGGUGAGUUGGCCACGGCAUAGAACUUGGACGCCUUCUGCGUCUGGGUCCUGCCGCCGCUGUAGGUGUAAGUCCGCGACAUGAGGGCGCUGGGAGGGAUGAACAGCAAGGGCGGCGGAGGGCUCUGGUGGGAAGCAGGCGGGAUGGCGAGGAGAACGACCAAAACCAGCAGCGGCUGGACAGAUGCUCGGCAGAUUGGAUAGAUCUGGACAGUCGUUUCCGAAAAAAC
Molecule: messenger RNA, 1804 nt
Organism: Vitrella brassicaformis
Lineage: Eukaryota; Vitrellaceae
Source: the annotation of a GenBank genome assembly